AUGGAUGAUCAAGCAACUGGAGCGGCAUCGUUGGUCCCAUCUAUCGGGCGAACCACGGUUCGAGGCUGUCCCACUGACCUGACAGCAUCCAGUGCCUGUGGUGAGGCGUCCCAUGGUCCUGUUCGCCCGGCCGUGCAACGCGCAGUGGAACGCACACGCGGCGGUCGAUGCCGUGUUCACAGGCCCAAACACCAGACUGCGUGUCGUGUGUUGCACGUCACGCAGCGGCCCUGGCAGUCUCGGGCAGCGGUUUGUGGCAGUCCACGAUGCGGUCCCAGGCCUCAGGCUUCUCUUGGGGCUCUGGCGGCUCUGAGUGGCGGCUCGGCAGCCGCGGGGACAGACGUCGAUUGCCAGCACGCUCCCGAUGCCGUGAUCCUGGCCCAGCUGCCUGAUGGAAAAUCCGCCGCCAUCGAGCUGUGCUGCCGGACCUAUCACGCCGGGCCUCUCUUCAUUCUCUCGCCAUCGCCGAUGCGCUUGCGCCUGACCGAGCAGCCGUCGCCAAACAAUGCCAGAAUCGACGACGCCCUUUCCACCGCCGCGAGUCUUGUCGUCGUUGACUGCUACUACAUCCACAUCAUAUAUGCGUGCCACAGUCCCGGACCACUGCUCACGACACUCUAUCCGCACUAUAUCGACCAGACGCUUGCACGUUGCAAACGCUUGCAAAUUGGCGACAGCUGCUUACUAGGUCGACGCCCUGUGCCUUCUCCACACCACAUAAAGGCCUCGUUACGCUCGUCGUGACGCUUGAAGACCAAAUUGCAGAUCCUGUGGCGUUUCGGAAUACUGUACACUCCACCCGCAGUUCGCACCACCCCUUGAUCCCCAUCUCACCAACCCAAAUUAAGUUAUCUAGCCUCAUC
Molecule: messenger RNA, 863 nt
Organism: Mytilinidion resinicola
Lineage: Eukaryota; Fungi; Ascomycota; Dothideomycetes; Mytilinidiales; Mytilinidiaceae
Exons: 2
Coding region: 1-744 (247 amino acids)
Source: RefSeq, a predicted model, not a curated record